AUGCUCGAAGAGUACAGGAAAAGACUUGAACUAGUACCGUUCAUCAUAUAUUACACGAAGUACCCAGGACAAAAAUGGCGGCCAUCUUGUUUCGAAGCCGUGAAAGAUAAUGAACUUUGGUGGCAAUAUACUCAAAAACUGCAGGUUUGUGCGAGUGACAACAUUGAAAUUCAUACUUAGUGUGUCAAAAUCUAUAGAUUUAUAUAAAUUAAAAUUAGAUGGAGACCGAUGGCGGCGGAACUGAAAGAUAUUUGCCCACAGAAUACAAAGAUAUUACUUUUUUUAUAAAUGCAAAGCUGGUUAUUGUGACUUAACACUUGAAAACUGUAUUCUAGAUAAUUGUGCUAAUCUUCACUCUCGCUUUAGCUCUACUGAUUCAUACCGACCAAACCGUUGCAGAACAUCUUCUUUCCGAAACCUAUUUUUCAAUAGGAUAGCGUAGUAUUUUCAUUUAUGGCAGGACUUAAUUUGGGACUUUUUUAGUCCUGUUAUCUGUGCCUUUAAUUUCUUAUUGUAAAACUAAUAAAAAAAAACUUUUUAUAAAUUUAGGAAAAUAUUACAGAAACAUUUUUGAAAUUAUACACCUCCUGCUUUAGCCUCUUCCCUACGGCUCUAAUCGAUUCCAUUUUGAGUUUCUGACAACCUUCGGAAAACUUGACACAAACGUUCGCAAGGCAAAUUUCAGUAAGGAUGACGCAUCCGCAGACGUUUUUGCUGCGUUCGUUGCCAUGGCUAACAUGACGCAAGCCUCCAUUCUUUGGUGGCGUUAAUUUGGAAUAAUUCAUGUUAAAAAUUGUUUAGGAAAAUAUAUGCGAAGGUUGAUGCGUGCAUGUUUUUCUAGCACGUAUUAGGGAGCAUUACCUGUACUUCUUCCAAAGGACAGUUGAGUAAUUUCUUGACGUGUUUAAUUAAAUAAUUCUGUAACCUUUCAUGCUUUAGCGGGGAUGAUUCUGAAUUCAAAACCAUACUCGUUGUAGAACUAUUUUACUGCUGAGUCAUGUAGUGAUAAAAAAUUCUUUUUUCUACCAUAGGUUGGACCCCCGGUGAAAUACUUUUCACCGCAGAAGCCUUUGAUACUUGGGAAAGGUUCAAUGGGUACAUCUGUUUAUGUUGGUAUCAUGGAAAAUGGUGCUGAAGUGGCUGUAAAGAGGUUCUUGAAACAGGAAUUUGAAGAUGCAGCUCAAAAUGAGCUACAAAUUCUGAGCCGAAUUGAUGCAAGCAAGUCGCCAUUUAUAGUAAGCUAUCGAAAAUGUUUAAACGACGCCACUUUUGUGUAUAUAGUUUUGGAUCUCUGCGAAGAAACAUUGAAGGAACACGUUUGUACUCGAAGAUUGGAAUAUCUACAAGAUCAUGGUCCAAGAAUGAUCAAAGAAAUCCUAAGCGGAAUUGAAUUUCUUCACAGUCGAAAAAUUUUGCACAGAGAUCUCAAACCAUCAAAUGUCUUGGUUGAUCUUCAAGGUCACAUGAAAUUGGCAGACUUUGGAAUAAGUCGUCUUUUGAAUGAAGAAGAAACCACAGUUCAUACAGGUGCGAAAGGAAGCCACGGCUGGAUGCCCACCGAAGUCAUUGAAGCAAUAAAUAAAGAAGAGAUAGGACGUUUUAAAAAGAAAUCUGAUGUUCAGGUCGCAGGUAUGAUCGCUUUCUUCAUUUCAACCAAAGGUGAGCAUCCUUUUGGUCCUGCGCUUGAACGAAUGAUAAACAUCUUGAAAGGAAAUCCUGUUAACUUAAACAUGCUUCGCGAUCUUCAAGUUCGGAAAUUUAUUUCAUGGUUGAUCAGUCAUAACAUUGAUGAUAGACCUUAUGCUCCUGAGGCGUUGGCGGAUCCCUUUAUGGUCCACGUAACAAAUUCUCUCAGGAAAAUUAUGUUACAAGAAUCCCGUACAUAG
Paramuricea clavata is the source of this 1886-nucleotide messenger RNA. The record is from the annotation of a GenBank genome assembly. Lineage: Eukaryota; Metazoa; Cnidaria; Anthozoa; Malacalcyonacea; Plexauridae.